AGCCAUUGUGCGUCUUCAAAAUACAUAAGUGAACAAAGGAAGGCAAGUGAGCAGAAAGGAUUAUCAGCGGUCACUAAGGUUAUAGCCUAAACUAUAUUUGUCUGAACGCCUGUUAGAAUCAUUUGCAGGAACUUGAAUGUCAGAGUUUUGCUGUGUGGUUUGGAACAUUCGAUGCAGUUAUUAAGCCUGCUUUCCAAUGCAUUAACAAACCUUUUGCAGGCUGUGCUGAAGAACCUCACAGAGAAUUCUCCUGAAGCAGAAAAAUAUAACCACAAGAAUUUUUUGUGUCUUUUCGAAGGGACACUCAACUGUAUGCUACCAUUGGUGAAAACUGAUUCAGUCUUUUGACCUUAUUCUAAGGUAAACCUCUUUGACUGUGCUUCUUUCCUUGGCGUUGCAAAAUUCUGAUUUUCUUUGACCUGUAUUAAAGACCACAAUGAAUACACCGCCUAGGAAGAACUCUAGUACUUUGGUCCAUUCUCUGGCCAAAGUUUUUGACUCUAAUGCCAUUCAGAGCCAAGGGCCUCCUGUGAUAACGGGACCUUCAAGACGAUUUUCUGAUAAUAAUCGGAACACCUCUGGAGAUGCUUUCAAUGUAAUGGAUGUGAAGCUGGAGUCUUUAAGCCAAACUGUCGAUAAAUUAUUGGGCAUCCAGGAAAAAGUCAUUCAGAAGUUGGAUGGCAUAACUCAAGAUGUUGAUAAGAUUGGCCAAAAGGUGGAAAUGCUGUCGACUGACAAGGAAGAAAUGAAAAAGCUCACCAGCCGUAAAGAAGAUGAAAAUAAAAAUGCGAAUGUUUCUGUCGACAUUUCCGAUAUGUUGUCAAUGCUGAAUAAUAGUUCAAAGGAGCAGACGAAGAAGAUAGAUAGAAUUGAAAAUGUGCUCCUUGGAGUACAGCAAGUCAUAAGCUAUCUAGGAGAGACGUUUAAAAAUUCCAAAAUCGCUGAGUUUAUUCUCAAAGGCCAAUUCACAUCAAGACAGCGAGGUACAGCUGGCAGUGAUCAACAGACUUUUAAAAAGAGAAUCACCUCUGAAAAAUUGGUAUUGAGAAGGAGGAAGGAGAAGGUGAAAGAUCAGCGGUCCGGUGAUGUGAAAGGGAAGCAAAAUUCUAAUGUUAAAGAAAUAAAAUCCCAUCAGAAGAAGAAACCUCCAGAUUCUACAGAGCCAUCAACUCAAAAGGAUCUAGACAUCUUUGGUGAUCAAAAGAUCCAGAAUUCAAAUCAAGAAAAUGUUAGCAACUCAAGUGCCUUUGAGGAUCAGGACAAUGUCAAAGACCCAGCCGAGCACAACAAUAUAACAAAAUUACAAGGAGAGUCAUUUGAAGAAGAUGUUGGAGUCUUUGAACCUCAGCCUUCCAGAUUGACAAAGGGCACCUCCUCAGCUAUUGUCCCAGAGUUUGCUGAAGCCAUUUUAGACAUUUACGUCAGCGAUGAAAAGAAGAAAGAUGUUGCUAUAAAGGAACAAAGUGUCAUAAAGCCUGGGGAGACUUUGACCACUGUGAAGAACCAAUCAAGCAUCAAUGGGAAAAAUGAUAAAAGAACAGAAAAAAAUGUUAUGCAUGAAAAAAUAAGGGAUAAUAGGAUCCUGGAAAAAUUGCAAGAAAAGGAGAAUGAUGUAAAAGUUGACAAAGACUUAACGACUGAACCAGCGUCUGAAGGAGGAAAGGAAGAAUUAAUAGGCGAAGAAAAUAAAGAAACAGAAAAAAUUGAUGUAAAAAUUGAUGAAAGCAAUGAAGUAGUCGAGGACACCAGCCUUGAAAGCAGAGACUCAGAGCUUACUAUUACUGAGGGAUCCAAAGAGAAAGUCAUAGCGUCACAGGUAGAAGAAUCUGAAGAUCAGCAUACUGUUUGUCAUGGCAAGAACUGCACAGUUUUGCUAAACAGAUAUGAAGAUAGUGAAAGAGAAGCUGAAGCCUUAUUAGCAGCUGCAGCAGAACCCGAGGAAGGAACAUCACAGAAUGCUGAACAACAUGAAGUCAAAGAUCUGAGCACUGCCAAUAAAAGAAGAGUGACUGGGGAAGAUUCACUUAAAGAUGACAACAAAAAGAGCAGAGUAGAGGAAAAAGGCCAGAGCCAGGAAAGCACAUCUGAACCCACCUCGUGUCAGAGCAGUACCACAUCCAAUGCUAGCCAGAAGGAAAAUAAUCAGGAAACCAAAGAGCAGAAUCCACACAUUGUGAUUGAUGAUGGCCCUGCUCCACCUGCUCCAUUUGAACAUCGGAUUGUCUCAGCAAACAUGGCACAAAUCAGCAAAUACUACACAAUAGACAAAUCGGAAAUCCUUGGAGGAGGACGGUUUGGACAAGUGCACAAAUGUGUAGAAAAAUCUACAGGUCUUACCUUAGCAGCCAAAAUUAUUAAAACCAGAAUAGCAAAGCAGAAGGAGGAAGUAAAGAAUGAGAUCCAAGUCAUGAAUCAGUUGAAUCACACAAACCUCAUUCAACUGUACGAUGCUUUCGAAUCAAAGAAUGAUAUCAUUCUGGUCAUGGAAUAUAUUGAUGGGGGGGAGCUAUUUGACAGGAUCAUAGACGAAAGCUACAAUUUAACAGAAAUGGACACAAUCCUAUUUGUUAGACAGAUUUGUGAAGGACUUCAAUACAUGCAUCAGAGGUAUAUCCUUCAUCUGGAUCUGAAGCCUGAGAAUAUUUUGUGUGUCAACCGGGAAGCUAACCAAGUAAAGAUAAUCGACUUUGGCUUGGCAAGAAGAUACAAGCCAAGAGAAAAAUUAAAAAUACAUUUUGGAACUCCAGAAUUCCUUGCUCCUGAAGUUGUGAAUUACGACUUUGUUUCAUUUCCUACAGAUAUGUGGAGCCUCGGGGUUAUUACCUAUAUGUUGCUAAGUGGGCUUUCUCCAUUCCUUGGAGAAGAUGAUAAUGAAACCCUCAAUAACAUUAUUGCGUGUGAAUGGGACCUGAAUGAUGCAGAAUUUGAAAAUGUUUCUGAAGAUGCCAAAGAAUUCAUAUCAAAACUUCUCAUCAAAGAAAAGGGUGCAAGAAUCAGUGCCACCCAGUGCCUCAAACAACCCUGGCUAAAUAACAUAGCAGAGAAAGCUAAACAAUGUAAGGUUCGUCUCAAGUCCCAGAUCCUUCUUCAGAAAUACAUGGUGCGACGGCUGUGGAAGAAGAACUAUUAUGCAGUAACUGCUGCAAACCGUUUGAAGAAACUCAAUUCUGGGACUUUGGCCUCCACUGAAGUAUGAGCAUCUGCUAACUGGACCAAUGACCAACUGCACUUCUCCUUACAGGAGAGCAGCACACAGGAUCUUCCUCACAGCCUCACCAAAAUGCCUUCAUUUACUCUUCUACUCUAAUGUAAUCUGGUUCUGGUUUAGAAACCCAUGCUUGGGCAACAAUUCAUAAAAAUGUAUGGGUA
Carcharodon carcharias (great white shark) is the source of this 3369-nucleotide messenger RNA. It is a transcript of the gene mylk4b, whose product is annotated as myosin light chain kinase family, member 4b. NCBI's taxonomy places the organism in Eukaryota, Metazoa, Chordata, Chondrichthyes, Lamniformes, Lamnidae. Gene Ontology annotation, molecular function: protein serine/threonine kinase activity; ATP binding. Bases 437 to 3196 code for a protein of 919 amino acids. The record is from RefSeq and is a predicted model, not a curated record. Gene Ontology annotation, biological process: positive regulation of apoptotic process; protein phosphorylation; intracellular signal transduction. The transcript has 13 exons. Gene Ontology annotation, cellular component: nucleus; cytoplasm.